Messenger RNA from Anopheles funestus (African malaria mosquito), 3126 nucleotides. It is a transcript of the gene Scp2, whose product is annotated as calexcitin-1. Bases 233 to 790 code for a protein of 185 amino acids. Lineage: Eukaryota; Metazoa; Arthropoda; Insecta; Diptera; Culicidae. The transcript has 7 exons. The record is from RefSeq and is a predicted model, not a curated record. Gene Ontology annotation, molecular function: calcium ion binding.
CGGUCCGUAUUCGUCGUGUGCCUGGUUAACGGUUCAUACCACCUUCGCCUUUUCUACUAAGGACAGGUAACAGUGAAUUCAUUGCUUAGUGCAUCUGCGUUGGUCAACGGGUACACACUGGUACGUUGCAGUGCGUUUCAAAUCGUAUCCUUGAAUAGCUUGUGUUUGCGUGUGUGUUGGUGUGUGUGUGUUUCGUUCUAGUAAAAUAUAAACCAAGUGAGAUAAAAUAAAAAUGUCACCAAUCUCGGAAUUCCGUAAGAAGAAGCUACUGUACGUAUUCAACGUAUUCUUCGAUGUCAACCAGAGCGGUGAAAUCGACCGUAAGGAUUUCGAAUUAGCAAUUGAGAAAAUCUGUGAACUUCGCGGGUGGCCAGCAGGUAAUCCGAAGAAUGUAGAAACGCACGAUAGCAUGUUCAAGAUCUGGGAAGGCUUGCGCUCCAAGGCGGAUAAAGAUAACGAUGGUCAGGUGUCUGUUGAUGAGUGGUGCAACAUGUGGGAUGCCUAUGCAAAAGAUCCAAGCACUGUCAUGGACUGGCAAUUAAGGUACAUGAAUUUCAUGUUUGACCUCGAAGAUGCCUCACACGACGGAACAAUCGACGGAGACGAAUUUUCGAUUGUGUGCUCCAGCUACGGUGUUGAUAAAAACGAGUGCCAGGAGGCGUUCAAAAAGAUGUCAAAGGGCGAAGUGGAAGUGAACCGAGAACAGUUUGCUGAUCUAUGGCGUGAAUACUUUUCAUCAGAUGAUCCAGCCUCACCCGGUAACUUCAUUUUUGGCAAAACAUCGUUUUAACGGAGUUAUAGCCCUUGAAUGUACCAAUGGCUUAAUGCUUAGUCCAGAAAGGAAUAAACGACCCGCUAAUUGCCAAUAAUGAAGGAAGUAUGACGCUGAUAAUGAUGAUAAAAAUAAACGACACCAGUGGCAUAGCAUCUUGGAUGCGUGUGGCAAAUGAUUCAAAUAUGUUUCGACGAAAAAAGUUUGAGUAACUGUCCACGGCUAUAAUAUCGGUUUCCUGCUCUAUGGUAAUCGGCUAAUAUUGCUAGUUGAAAUAAAUCAGAUAACUCUGUCUUAGUUAAUGCUGUUGCCUUUGGUUUAUUUUGUUUCUUUUCAUCUUGUUAUAUUACAUUCGUUUAAAAUAAAGAAAUUUGUUAUGAUUGUUUUUUUUUAUUUUAUGAUUAAAGCAGCAUAGAUUAAUUUGAGUUUAUUUGUUAAGCAAAAAUUAGAAAAAAAUAAUACAAUACACAUUCCACUUGGGUGCGGUGUCACAAUUGGGGCAAGGUUAAGGAACUAUAAAUGAUAAGUGGAUUAUAUUCCAAACCCAUCUUGAAAGCGGAAGAUAACACAAGAAAACAAAAGUUGUAAGGAAAUCCGAACACUGCAACAACUACCGCUUUGUUUAUGUCAAAUGCUGGUAACAGAAUAUCCGAAAUUAUACGAAGAAGGAAAUCUGCUUCCACUGUAGUGUUAGCGAGAAGUUUACCUUUCCCUUUGUUAUCUGUUUUUAUACAGUUCGUAAUAUGUUUUAACGACAAUGUAAAGCGAUACAUUUGUUUACUUUGAGAAUUUUAAUAUUAAUUAAAUACUUAACUUUACAGAAAAAACCUCAUAUCAUGAAACACGGUUUGAAAAAAAACCGUCUACAAAGUGUAAUGUUACCAUAGUUAUUAGACUUGUUAUUUGUUUUAUUGCCUUUGAUUUUGAUUUCCAUUUCAUUACUUUCAUCGGAUUUGAUGCACCAAUAAUUUGAUGCAUUAAAAAAAUUCUAUUUUUGUUUUGUUUAUGCAAAAUGAUAGCCACAAAGGGAAACUGCACAAAAUGUUUUUGAUAGAUAGACAGAAGUCAGAAAAAGUACUCAACUAAUGUUAAAGAAAACCGAUCAUUUACACAACAAUGACAAAUAUCAACGAUUUUGUCAUUAUGUACAACCAAACUAGUAGAUCUUGUGAGAAAAAAACUCAGUUAAACAGACACUAUGGAGCAAAAUUGUGUAGCACAGUGAAACGGAUUACGAUUAAGCGAACACUGAAAUCGAAUCAAAUGAUCGAAAUGUCUUCAGAUCUGAUUGUUCUGGGAAUUUUCAUGAUAUUAAAUAUUACAUGUGCAUGUGUAGUAGAAUCUACCUACUGAAAAAGGGGAAGAUGAAGAAGAAGAUACAAUCUAAAUUUAUAACUGUUUUUAAGGAAAAAUUUCUUGUUGCUAAAAGAAAACAAAAACAUGAAGUAACUAUGUCGAAACUUUCAUUCUCUUGGAACAUAAGCACAAAAAUCUGUACUCUCUAAACUAUUUCUUUAAUCUUCUCUUUGAAAUCGAAAAAAAAAAAACAUUCAACUUCAUAAUUCCGUAAAUCGACAAUACCACUACAACCAAUGUAGAAGCAAGGUGUAUGUUUUUGGGGAGAACAGCUCGUAUUCUAUUUCAUGUGCAUUCGGUGACAGAAGAGACUCUAGCGUUACUGUUGCUGCUUUAAAACUUUUGGUCAAAACCCAACAUUCCUAUUUGUGUUCCGCACUUCUUGUUCCUGUUACAUUAGCUUACAAAUCUUUAAACAAACGACACUCUAGCGUCAAUACGUUUGUGCAAAAUGUGUGAAUGAACACGAUUCAACAGGGAAAUCGGCCUUAGCUGAGAUCAUUAAUUCGAAACAAACAACAAAUUCAAAUGUUGAGACAAAAUAAAGAGCAAGAAUCAAAUACUACAUUCUGGCAAGCAAAAACCAUGAAACCAGCAGUGUCUACGGUACGAAACAGACAACAUGGUCGUCAAUUAAAUGUAUCUCGUUCGUGUUUGAAAUGUUGCCUAAUGGAACACAUCUUCUAAAUGUAAAGAUGACCCAUUAAAACACCAUUCAAAUGUCAAUUCAUUUAUUGGAAUAUCAAACCUUGAUCCAAACCGAUUUACCUUUAACGAUAGUAGAUUUCGGGAAAAAAUGAACGAAUGUGUCUAUUGUAUGUCUAUUUCUCGAGGUACGGUGUGAAUUAGUAAGAUGUGAAUUUAAUAACACUACCUAAACACAUUAAGACAACUAUAGAUAUAUUAAUGUUGAAUGUUAUGAGAUUUGCCGAAAACAAAAAAUCUGUCAAACAUAAUUGGUGAAUAAUAAUAAAAGUGUUUGAUGUGGGUAAGACAGA